Rhopilema esculentum is the source of this 134-nucleotide messenger RNA. NCBI's taxonomy places the organism in Eukaryota, Metazoa, Cnidaria, Scyphozoa, Rhizostomeae, Rhizostomatidae. The record is from RefSeq and is a predicted model, not a curated record.
UUCAAGAACUUGAGGAGUUUGUUGAUGUACUCUACGAGGUUGAAAAGUCGUCAGCAACUGAGCCAUUGACAGAUGGCCAACGGAUUGCGUGUUUCUAUUAUGACGCGUGGUGCAGUUGACAGCAGGCAUCAUAA